Lindgomyces ingoldianus is the source of this 2423-nucleotide messenger RNA. RefSeq lists its product as uncharacterized. The record is from RefSeq and is a predicted model, not a curated record. The transcript is spliced from 5 exons. NCBI's taxonomy places the organism in Eukaryota, Fungi, Ascomycota, Dothideomycetes, Pleosporales, Lindgomycetaceae. The coding region runs from base 133 to 2289 and encodes 718 amino acids.
AGUCUGAAUUCUGACAUUCCCACCUUUCGCUCCUCUUCUCACUCGGAGGUAAGACUUUCACUGCUUUGUUUUUUGCUGCCUCUGCGAAUUGUUGUUGUUGCAAUUCCCUUUUCUUCCCCGCAAUCCUGCGAGAUGGAGACUGUGGUGUGGACAAACGUCGAGUACAAGCAGGCAGCCCUGCCGAGCCUUGUGAUUAACGAAGAGAUUGCAAGACGAGAUUCUAUUACCUCUUCGAAGACGCAUGAUUCGGGAUAUACCAGUGAUCCGGAUUGGGAUUCGGUUCCUCCAUGCAGGAUAUUGCUCCCUCCUCAAGUACCGAAGCUUCAACUAAGCUCGGCGGCCUCCGAUAAACCUCCACUACCUUGUUCCAUUGGCUCUGCCCUACCUCCCACAUUUGCCAAUUCACCACUAUCAGAGGGCAUCCAUCAGCCGACAUGUUCCAAGAAAGCGGGAUUUCUAUCAGCCAGGAUACAUGGUUCGGCGUUUCUGAGGAAGGUUGUGGAUAGCCAAAAAGCAGUGAUGGUUAGCAACCUAGUUCAAGUGACUAGUCAUCCAUCAAAUAGGGCAUCUGACCCUUCUUCUCCUCCGCCCUCUCGAUCUUUUUUCCCGAGUUCACCAGAUCUUCGAGUCGACGGCUACCCUAACAAGAAUGAUACCUGGAGUUGUGACUACCCCGGAUGUACUGAGAGGGCGGUAUUUACGAGAGGGCUUGAUCUGAAGAAACAUUAUGAUAAACACAACAAAUUGCCUUCUAAAGGGGGUGAAGAUCCUGGCAAUCUCGGAUGGAAAAAUCCAUUUGGGUCCCUCGAAUCGGACAAGAUAGAGCCCUCGAACACGGCGACACUCGAAUGCAAGCCUGACAUCUCACGGAACGGAGACGUUAAACUUUGGAUUGAUGAAUCUGCCUCUGACCCACCUCCGCCAAAGGAACGCGUGUCGUCCAUUGUAUCCCUUUCGUCGACAGGCAGCGGUGGAGACUAUUCUAUUACAGACGAUAGCGAGGACGAAGAGGCCAUCGAUUCUAGGUCUAGUUUGCUAUCCAAAGUCACUCGCACAACCAUCGAACUCAUCAUGCGGAAAAUAGAGGUCAAUUUCGGAUACGUGGCUUAUGUUCAGAGCGCUGGUGGUCAAUCGUCAAGGGGGCAAGCCAAUACUGGUGAAUCCUCUCGCGGUGGCCGUCGUGGCUCUGCUCAGCAUGGGGCUAGUGGGAAGCGCAAAACAAGAUCCGAUGAUGACUCUCCUCCCGAGGAUCCAGACGAGGACGGUACAAACAAACGACGAAGGGUAUCUCUCUCUGCCACGGAGGAUUCUGAGGCGGGCCCAAGGUUUGCUUGCCCGUUUUACAAGCACGACCCUAAUCGGUAUCGGAACCGAAGAACUUGCCCCGGUCCAGGCUGGCCAACCGUGCAUCGAAUGAAAGAGCACUUAUAUCGUUCCCACGCUCAGCCGAUCUUCUGCCCAAGGUGCUACGCUACGUUCGAUUCGGACAAUGAUUACGCUGCCCAUGCCCGAACAACUCCAUGUCAAGUCUCAGUACCGCAGCCCAUUGAAGGCAUCGAUCGGGAGACUCUAAAGAGCAUUCGCAAGCGAUCGCCCGCUAUGAGGCUCGAGGAGGACAAAUGGAGGGAUACUUACCAUGUGCUGUUUCCAGAUGUGCAGGAGGCUGACAUUCCUUCUCCUUACUAUGAUAGCGAUUCGCCUUCUGAGGAGUCGCGUCGCUUCCGACGUGAAUUGUUGUCACGCAUCCGAAACGAGCUCUUUGUGACAGCUGAGCGGGAGACCGGGCCUGUACAGCAGGACCUUCUCCGACAGGUUGCGGGGAUUAUUCAGCGAUGCGAGGGCGACCUGCUCCGCUCGUUCCACGCGGACAUUGGAAUUGCUCAGCCCGCAGUUUAUGGUAACGAACAACCACCUGCUGCAAUUCCAGAUUCCAGCUCACAUCCCAUUGCUCCGAUCGAUCGCUCUUCAGCUCAGGCUCCUUCCCAACGGAUCCCUGCUCCCAAACCUCCUUCCACUUCUAUCCCUUCGUCGACCCCAACGGAACAAGAAAGACGCAGUCCCUCUUUGCAAAUGUCAAUACAGCAUCAACCUACUAGUGUUCCGGAUGACAAUAUGACGCACUUCACGCAGUCCCCAACUCAGUUUUUUAUGCAGCCUUGGGAAGAUUUUCCUUUUACGCCCUCCAGUGAAUGGAUUGAUUGGAAUGCUGUAUUCCCACCCGCUCCUGAGUUGGCAGCGACGGAGCCAUGGGAGCCAUUUCCUAAAUUUUCUGUGCCGGUGAGGACCUGAUGCUACUUCCUCGGCGACAGAACGGAAGUCUCAGCUAGAGGCAGGUCAUCUGUAAUACCAAAGCAAGAAAAUAUGAUGACAAUAAUCUGCAUUUGACGUAGAUAGCACUAGUACCUUUCCAUACCUAUCAGUGA